Triplophysa dalaica is the source of this 3672-nucleotide messenger RNA. RefSeq names its product TLE family member 5, transcriptional modulator (gene tle5). The coding region runs from base 418 to 1008 and encodes 196 amino acids. Gene Ontology annotation, molecular function: transcription corepressor activity; protein binding. Lineage: Eukaryota; Metazoa; Chordata; Actinopteri; Cypriniformes; Nemacheilidae. Gene Ontology annotation, biological process: negative regulation of canonical Wnt signaling pathway; regulation of DNA-templated transcription. Gene Ontology annotation, cellular component: nucleus; transcription regulator complex. The transcript is spliced from 7 exons. The record is from RefSeq and is a predicted model, not a curated record.
ACUCGCACCACGCCAUCCAGACAGCAGGAGCUGCCAUCACCUCCCAAAACUCACUUCAUCUCGCGCGCGCACACCGCCACUCGAUUUCCUCCCAUCACGAAGGAGGGCGAAAGCGAGACCUGUCCUACCCGACAUAAUUCCCGACGUGCCAAAGAAGGAAAACCCAAACAUCGGCCCACCGAAGUCCAGCAAAUCGUCUUUAGUUCCGUUUUUCCAUGCCGAAUGCGUGUUAAAGAGCGCGCUCACGUCAGGCUGCUUUAUUGCCAUAGCAGCAGCUCGAGCUGCCUGUAGCUGGCACAGGAGCUUCAAGCUAGCGACGAAACAAAGACAACACUGACAAAUAUAAACGUCUGCCGAGCAAACCGCUUCGCUGUUCUUUAAGGAGGAGAAAGCAAGACCCCGAAGACAAAAACUGACAUGAUGUUUCCACAAUCCAGGCACUCGGCUUCAUCGCAGCAGCUGAAGUUUACGACGUCAGACUCGUGCGAUCGCAUCAAGGAUGAGUUCCAGUUUCUUCAAGCACAAUACCACAGUCUGAAGCUCGAAUGUGACAAGCUGGCCAGCGAGAAGUCAGAAAUGCAACGUCAUUACAUCAUGUACUAUGAGAUGUCCUAUGGGCUGAAUAUUGAAAUGCACAAGCAGGCGGAGAUUGUGAAGAGAUUAAAUGGGAUCUGCGCUCAGGUCUUGCCUUACCUGUCUCAAGAGCACCAGCAGCAGGUUCUGGGGGCCAUAGAGAGAGCCAAACAGGUCACCCCACCAGAGAUGAACUCCAUCAUACGGCAGCUCCAGGCUCACCAGCUGUCCCAGCUUCAGGGUCUGGCGCUGCCCAUGACCCCUCUCCCCCUCGGCCUCAGCCAACAGGCCGGCCUCCCCGCCGUCACCUCCAGCUCCGGCCUCUUCUCGCUCUCCAGCAUCCUUGCCUCUCAAGCCCAGCUGGCCAAAGAGGACAAGAGCGCACGCGAGACCAACGACAGCCACCGCGAGGAAGACGGCGACAAGUCUGACUAGUCGCCAGCAACAUCUAGUCUUUCAUCCUAUCAUCACCCAAAGCUCCACGUAGAGCAGAGGCACUUGUUCAUCAUUUUCCAUAUUUUUCUUACAAUCCCUUCAUCUUUCAUCUUGACACCUGACAUCUCUUCUGGUUUGUUCCACCAGCUUUAAGUAUGUAUUUAUACGAUCCAUCUUUUUAUUGUGUUACGGAUGCUCGAUUUGAUUUGAUUUACACUUUCUCUUGCCUGCGUGUAUGUAUAUAUCUAUAUAUAUAUUGUAUAUUUCUUAUGCUUGUAGUGAAAGUGGUCUACAAAAUGGUGUUGAAUCCGUUAAUGGACCAUCGACCCUUAGGUAAUAAUGGUGUUAAACUCACACCUUUUAGUUUUUUCCGCGCGCUCACUCGUUCCCUCUUAAAACCUUUCACCUUUUAAAGCUACAAUCCACAAUAGUCGGAUGCACUUUGGCCCCCAGGCUGUAACUCUGAGGCUAAAAGCAACUGGGAUUUCUAAAAACGUGACUGCGGCAUUUUCCAUUAGGAGUAGUGUCGGCGAUACCAUUGUAAGCGGGAUUGCGCAUUAAUCACACCUUAAACUGCAAAACGGUGGGGGCUGGAGACAAAACAUUACGAAUGCUGUUGAAAGGAAGCUCGCUAUUAUAGGUCCGUUGACGUACAGUACUGUAUAUCUACCCGUUUGCCUGAUUUCUGACGUGUUUGAAAGUGUUGGACUCUUGUGCUGUCUUAGACAGAGAGUGUUAGAUGAUGAGAUACGAGCUAACCCGCUCACGAAGUGAAAAGGGAUGCUUUUGUUUGGUCGGAUGUUUGUUUUCGUGUCGUCGAUUGUCUACAUGGUGAGAAAUGUAGUCAUGUUGUUUUGCUUAGAAGGUAAGGUGUAUUGCAAACAAAUUUGCGAUAUUUAUGUAUUGGCUAAAUGAGAAGCACCUUCUUUAAACUUUUUAAUAUUUGGUAGCACUAUAAGAAGAAUGGGAAAAACUGAGGGGUGAGAAACAAGCCUGAUUAUUACGCUUAGUAGAAAAUAGAAAUUCAUAGCACAUUUCAUUAUCUUAAGAGGCCUUAAGGUAAACAUCUUAAGGUUACAGUAAAAGCUUAAAGUUAAAUAUGUUUGAACAGUCAUGUUUACUUUUAAAUUAAUACAUCUUUUGUAAUUUGACAUCGUACCCACAGGGGGCAGUAAGCCCAUAGCAAAUCCACACUAAAACCCUCAGGGUCACUUUAGUAUGGAUUUUUUUUUAAAUGUGCCAUGUUAUUCAUUUCCAUUUUAUUAAACCACUUUCUUAUGGCCCGGCCCAAUUUUUUAUACGUUAAUUAUCAUUUUUGAUGUGUAUUUAGAUCGACAAAUUCAAGUUGACUUAAAAACAACAGUAAAUGGCUAUGAGAAGUUGUGCUUGGGGUACUUAAACCGUAUUCUAGUCGUGCAUUUUGUAUUUUCAUGCCAAAUAUAAGUCGUCAUAUUUUUUUAAACAAAAUGCACAGGUUAUAAUUAAGUUGUUCUCGUUUCGCUCUCAGAUUCCAGUUAUAAGAAUGAAAUCUGUACACAUGUGGAUGUCACAAAUCCCCUAAAACUCAUUGGGACGCAUUUGAGUAACACAAGCAAACAGAUUUUCGCAUAAAUAAAAUCUUUUUAAGAACUAUUUAUGCAAAAUGUGUAUAUAAAACUAUUCUUGUGGCGUUACAAUGUACUAAAACAAAUUUUGAAACAAUGCUGGUUCCUUCUCAUCACAUCUAGUGUUGAAUUUCAAACUUUUUACAUCAUAUUGGUUUGCAAGUUGUUUGCUUGUAGUCGCUUCAGAAUGGUUCAGAAUGUCCUCUGUAAUUCAGACUUUCAAACUAUUUCGGAGAAUUGUCUAAUAAAUUGUGCAAAAAUAUUUGGUUUCUAAAAAUUAUUUCAUCUGUAAGGAGCUUCGAAACGUAUAAGUGGCCAGAAAACGUGUUUUGGUAAAUUGCAUAGUAGUGCUUAACAAUUUUGCUUUGCAUUUUAUUUUUGAUGCUUUUCAAAAAAUGUUUUCAUAUACAGUUUAAAACUGCCCCAUGUUUUUUUGUUUGUUAUUUUUUUUUAAAGAAGUGCCAGGUUUCAUUCUCUACACAGCUUCAAGAACAUGAGUGUGGUUGCCUUGCCACAUGUGGUUAAAUUUGCUCUUUCUCUUACUAUUUUUUUCUUUUUGAAAGAAAGACAAGAAUGAUGCGAAGUAACCCCUUCAAGAUUCAGAUCUAGCCCAAUUUAAAGCGUUUUACUAUAAAAGUGGGCAAGAGGUGUAUGUAUAGGUUAUACAUAGACCUAAAGCUUUAUGUGCAAAUGGAUGCUUUGUGUCAGUCUUGAAUGACCUGUCUGUGUUUUAGAGGCCUCUUUACUUUUGAGGCGCUUGAGAACAGGUUGUCGCCUCUUCCUCCUUUCUUUCUGAACCCUUGACAACCAUAUCCUCCAAGAACUCAUUGCUUGCCUUUUUCCAUUAUUUUGUUGUAAGCAUUUUGUGCUUUUUAGUUUUUAGUUUGUUUUUCAACUUUUCAUUUCAUGUAUACUGUACAACCAGUGCAAAAUGAAUUGUGUUAAAAUAGCUUCAUUCCAUAUUAAAAACAAAGUACAUAAACAUUUACUAUACAUAAAUGGAAAUUUUUGCAGUAAGGAAAUGCUUCUGGUGCCUUACAAAUAAAAUCAAUCAAAUCAA